Messenger RNA from Cottoperca gobio, 1363 nucleotides. Its product is annotated as CD209 antigen-like. Lineage: Eukaryota; Metazoa; Chordata; Actinopteri; Perciformes; Bovichtidae. The transcript has 7 exons. Bases 149 to 1003 code for a protein of 284 amino acids. The record is from RefSeq and is a predicted model, not a curated record.
CAGUCACAGUUUCAUUUCAGUCAAACAUAUUGAUGGCAUCGGCAAAAGGAACAUCCUGUUUUCCGCACAUUAAAUAAGGCUGCGUUUACAUUCAUUGUUGCUGUGUUUGUCAUAAAUCAGCAACUGAUCUCAGAUCCAAGGAGUCCGAAUGGAUUUAAUGAAAAUGGACGGCGACACAUUUAUAGAUAACAACGUCACAAUGGAAGAACGGAUUAUCGAAGAGGAUCCCCGGAAGAGACAGCAGCCCUCUAGAUGUGUGACUGUGUGUCUCGGGUUACUGUGUGCCGUCCUGCUGGCUGCUAACAUCGCACAGCUUAUCUACCAUGCCAGCCGUCCAGUAGAAAACACUCACGGGGAGCUGCAGAGUCACGAUGCUUUGUCUGCAGAGAGAAGCCAGUUAGGAGCCGCACUGAGUAACAAGACGGAAAAGAAAAACCAGUUGCAGCAAAGUUACAACACGCUGACUGCUAACAGAAGUGACCUUCAGACCCGCUACAACUCAUUGUGGGAAGACAAAGAACAAUUGCAAAGCAGAUAUAAUGCUCUGCAGGGGGAAACAGAGCAGUUACACACCAAUUACAUCAAUUUGACAACAAGUUGCCUUGAGAUAGCCAAACAGUUCCAGAACAAGAUGGUGAAGGCAGCGGUUCAAAUCAGAAGCAUGCCCUGUCAGACCGGCUGGAGGAAGUUCAACGACAGCUGUUACAUCGUCUCAACUGUGAAGAAAAACUGGAAGUCAAGCAGAGACGACUGCAGCGCCGUGGGAGCGGAUCUGGUCGUCAUAAACAGCCUUAUUGAACAGGAGUUUGUCAACGGGUUAAUAGACUCAUUCAAAUACGCCUGGAUUGGCUUGAGUCUUAAAGAGGGGACCUGGAGGUGGGUGGAUGGGACCCCGGUCACCUCAACGUACUGGAUGAAAAAUCAACCCAACAACGCGAAUGGGGAAUCAGGACUGUGGAGAAGUUUUGCAAAGUGCAAGUUCGGGAGAGAAGGGAUGGAAUGAUGAACGCUGUUCUGCCGAUCAACACUUUAUCUGCGAGCAAUAAGAUCACCAAAGUCUGUACAUCAUUACCAGGACCAUUUCAGAGUUGUGACACGAUUGGGAGAAUAUUAUAAGUGAAGAACAAGGACGUGGGACAGAAGGUCAGGACUGAACUUCCACGCUUCAUGCUCGAGAGCCACAAUGUCCCAGACUUUAGAUUUUUCUCCGUUACUGAUUGAUUUGAUGUUCCAGAACCAAACUUUAUGACUUGUAUUUUAACACGAUUCAUUCCCUAUAUUUAUGGAUCUGUCUUUUUUGGAGGUCGGUUGUAUAAGUAUGAUUUUUGAAGAUAAUAAAAUCUCUGUGAGUGAUUGAAAUAUA